Molecule: messenger RNA, 1084 nt
Organism: Drosophila grimshawi
Lineage: Eukaryota; Metazoa; Arthropoda; Insecta; Diptera; Drosophilidae
Product: serine protease grass
Exons: 5
Coding region: 25-894 (289 amino acids)
Biological process (GO): proteolysis
Molecular function (GO): serine-type endopeptidase activity
Source: RefSeq, a predicted model, not a curated record
UCGUUUCCUACGAGUUUAUUCAACAUGAGAUCGAUUAAGUCGAUUCAAUUACUUCUCGGCCUGUUUGCAAUCUGUACGGCAACAGAGCUUAAUCCGGAUGGGUUGCGCCGAUUGGAGCAAAAUAAUUGUGGCAUCUUUAAGGAAAGCCAUAUUAUAGGAGGAGAGGAAGUUUUCACUGGAUCGAGGCCAUGGAUGGCACUGAUUAGGACAAAGCUUCCGGAUAAAAUUUCAAAUACGUGUUCAGGAACCCUUAUUACAGAUCAAUUCGUUCUAACUGUUGCGCAUUGUGUUAAAGGCGCUGAGAUAAUAUCAAUGCAAGUAGACCUAACAACGGAUGUAGACUGCAACAAUUCCACAACGAAGACAACAUGUUUGUCAAAUAUUGAGAGCUUUGGCAUCGAGAGCGUCAUAAUUCAUGAAAACUUUGAAACACCAACAUCAUUUUCCAAUGAUAUCGCUCUGAUAAAACUCAAAAGCAAGGUUGACUUCAAAGAACACAACAGUCCCAUCUGUUUGCCAGUGAAUGCAGCAUUAGAAAAAGAAGCGACAUCCCGGGAAACACUGCUCCACACGGGCUGGGGUUAUAACAACUGGGGCUUAAGCAAUGAUAAGCUGCAUGAGGUGAUUGUCAACAAUAAUGUCGCAAAUCAAACAUGUGGACCGCUUAUUCCUGUUAAGAGCGAGAACCACAUUUGUUUCUCCGCAAGCAGUGAGACUCUUUGCAGAGGCACAUCUGGCAAUCCAUUAAGUGGUCUAGUUGAUUAUUCUGGAAUGAAACGCUUCGUCCAAUUUGCGAUUGUUUCUUUUGGCUAUCGAAACUGUAAUCCAAGUGUGGGCAUUAAUGUUGCCCGGUUUAUGCCAUGGAUAACCAAUGUGCUGGCGGAGGAAUCGUGAAUAAAUGAAAAAUUUUAACGAUUUUCUGUACAGUAAAGCGACUCCAUAAAGAAAUAUAUCCCACAAACUGUUCUGAUGUAUAUUAUUAAAGCACGAAUACAAAUCGAGGUAAAUACAUACAUAUAUAUGCACAUCAAAUACUCAUUGUCCCCAAUUCAGCUUACAAAAUAUAUUUGUGUAUUUGAAAAUA